Messenger RNA from Aspergillus oryzae RIB40, 1488 nucleotides. Its product is annotated as putative MFS transporter. Gene Ontology annotation, biological process: transmembrane transport. The record is from RefSeq and is a predicted model, not a curated record. Gene Ontology annotation, molecular function: transmembrane transporter activity. Lineage: Eukaryota; Fungi; Ascomycota; Eurotiomycetes; Eurotiales; Aspergillaceae. Gene Ontology annotation, cellular component: membrane. The coding region runs from base 1 to 1488 and encodes 495 amino acids. The transcript is spliced from 4 exons.
AUGCAGACUUCUAUCGCAACUUCUCCGACAGAAGGAAAAAGCUACUACGAAAGGCACGGCCCAAUGACCGCACCGACUAGGACGGAACUAACAACGUUCGUAUCGCAGGUUGAUAUCAGGCUGGUGCCGAUGCUGUGCAUCCUCUAUUUGAUCUCUCACCUAGACAGGGCCAAUAUCGGCAAUGCAAAGAUCCUGGGGCUAACAGAAGAAUUGGGCUUGAGCGGGAUGCAAUAUAAUAUCGCUCUUAGCCUUUUUUUCAUCCCCUACGUUCUCCUAGAGGUUCCGAGUAACAUUCUGCUGAAACAUUUUACCAGGCCCUCGGUCUAUUUGGGUACCCUGAUUGUCAGCUGGGGAAUAAUUAUGACGUUGACUGGCGUCGUUCGAAAUUUCGGCGGGUUGUUGACGAUGCGACUUUUGUUAGGAAUUUUUGAGGCUGGAUUCUUUCCUGGUUCGGUCUACUUGUGUUCGCGCUGGUACAUGCCCAGAGACCUCGCCACCCGGGUUGCCGCAUUCUUCUGUGCAAGUGCUCUCUCCGGUGCCUUUUCCGGUCUGCUCGCGGCUGGUCUUAACAAGAUGGAUGGCGUCGGUGGAUAUUCAGGCUGGCGUUGGAUAUUUCUGAUUGAGGGCUUGAUUACAGUUGUUUUGGGGGUUUUGACCUUCUUUUUACUAGUAGACUCCCCGGAAAUAUCCACCAAAUGGCUUGAUCAGGACGAGAUCCGGUACCUAGUGAUACAGGAAUUCAUCAAAGAAGGAGGGAAGUUCAAGGAGGAGGAUAAGAAGACAUCAUGGAAAGACGUUGGGGACAUGAUGCGGAACUGGAGGAUUUAUCUACUAUCCUAUAUUAUGCUGUGCCAGUCGGCCUGCAACUACGGAACGAAAUUCACUCUUCCGACCAUCACAGAGGCAAUGGGCUUCACCGGUACCAACGCGCAGCUUAUGACCGUCCCGCCGUAUAUUGCCGGGGCCAUAUCCGCAGUCCUGUUCUCCAAAUUGUCAGACCGAUAUUACUGGCGCAUGCCAUUCGUUGCAGCACCCCUGCUCCUGAUCGUCACUGGGUACGCGAUAAUAAUGGGCCUCAAGGGUAGGCUGGAAGCCAACAUCGGGCCUGGGUAUUUUGCAAUCAUCAUCGCUUGCAUGGGUAUCUACCCAACCUACCCAGCCACAGCAUCAUGGGCAAUGAACAAUCUGGCGCCCUCAAAGCGCCGCGCUAUCGGCAGUGCGUUCAACAUCUGUAUGGGCAAUACCGGAGGUAUUAUCGGGAGCUACAUGUAUCUUGACAAGGAGGCCCCGACCUAUCCUACGGGUUUUGGGCUGUCGUUGGCUUUUGGUGGAUCGGCUCUCCUUGUAGCUGUUCUUCUCGAGCUGUCCUUUGCGUAUGGCAACAAGCGCAAUGCUAGGUUGACUGAGACGGAGAUCCGUGAGGCAUACACCGAUGAGCAGUUGCUGGCGAUGGGAGAUAGGUCUCCGUUUUUCAAAUACACGCUGUGA